AUGGGAAGAGCUCCUUGCUGUGACAAGAAUGGACUCAAGAAGGGUCCAUGGACACCAGAAGAAGACCUUAAACUCAUCAAGUACAUUCAGACUCAUGGACCAGGCAAUUGGAGAUCCCUACCUAAAAGUGCUGGUCUACAAAGGUGUGGCAAGAGUUGCCGCCUUCGAUGGACAAAUUACCUUAGACCUGAUAUUAAGAGAGGAAGAUUCUCCUUAGAAGAAGAAGAUACGAUUAUUCAGUUGCACAGUAUCAUGGGAAACAAAUGGUCAUCUAUAGCAGCUAGGUUGCCAGGAAGAACUGACAAUGAAAUAAAGAACUAUUGGAACACACACAUUAGGAAGAGGCUUCUUCGUAUGGGAAUUGAUCCAGUUACACAUGCCCCACGCCUUGACCUGCUAGACAUGUCAUCUAUUUUAAGGACAGUGUUGAAUCCCUCCCUUAACAUGCAAGGCUUCUUAGGAGGAGCUCAAGUUUUGAUCAACCAAGGCUUGUUAAACCUUGCUGCUACAGCCUCUCUUCUAGAGAAUCAAAAUUUGGCUUCACACAAUUAUGUACAAAACCAAGUUGCUCAACCACUAGACAUAACUCAGCUUCAAAGUUUGGAAGGAUUCUCUGGCACCGUGGAAAACUUUAGCUGCUCAAAUUCUCCUUCGGGUGAUGAGAACCUUGUUUUGCAACAAAACCAAGUUGAUUUGUUAGGUAACCAUGUUUUUGCGCAUUCCAUGAAAAAUGCAGAGCUGAAAAAGGGGUAUGACUCGGCUAUGCCUACGCCUGAGUCAAGUCCAAACCAGUUGAAUUCAUCAUCCAACUAUUUGAGAAGUGGCAGGGAGGAAGAGAAGAAUAGUUUUUGCAGUGACUUGUUCGAAUUUGAUAUUCCAGAGGGUUUAGACAUUGCUGAUAUUUUUUGUACUGUCCCAGAGUGUUAAUC
This is a messenger RNA of Vigna angularis (adzuki bean), 929 nucleotides long. Its product is annotated as transcription factor MYB41. The coding region runs from base 1 to 927 and encodes 308 amino acids. NCBI's taxonomy places the organism in Eukaryota, Viridiplantae, Streptophyta, Magnoliopsida, Fabales, Fabaceae. The transcript has 3 exons. The record is from RefSeq and is a predicted model, not a curated record.